CUUUCUGCCAGCUCGUUCUUCCUAUCUCAGUUCUGGAACCGACACCUUUUCUUUUCUUCCUUCCACUACGGAGUAAUCACAUCGUUUUUGGUUUUCAUUGAAGGUAAUUGAAGUAUCCUGUGUCUCAUUCUCAUCAACUCGCCGGCUAUAGUGUCCACCGCUUAAUCACUUUGGCCCCUCCUCCUCCUCCUCACGAAGCCACGAAGCCACCGCUUCCCACCGCUUGCUGUACCUCGCGGACUGUUGGCUGGUGUCCAUGUCUCGUCUCCCGGCCUCAGUCGUAUGGAUAUCCAGAUUCCCUCUCCGUCAGUUUUUCUGAAGAAGUCACCCAUCCUGACACCCGCACCUACUGUUCCACCAAAGCGGCCAGCCGUUGCGAAACCCAAGGGCAAUGCUACCGUCAAACCCCCAAACAAAUCAGCGCUGGCAGUUCAGGAUGCGGCAAUAACAAAGCCAAAACAAAGCAAGAGUCGAAACGGUUGCAUGACCUGUAAGAAGAAGAGAUUAAAAUGCGACGAGACUAAGCCAUCAUGCGCCCAGUGUCAGAAGAGAAAUGUUGUUUGCGAAGGGUACAAGAAAGAUUACAAAUGGAGAACGUUCGAAGAGACCACGUUCAGCACCAAACCGACUUCCAAAAAGAAGGCAUUCCGGUCGAACUCUUACCACGCUGAUCAGUACGGGCCUCGGCCACUCAAUAUAUCCAAAGGUGGGCUCUCAGAUGGCACCAAUACACAGCACGAGGAAACCCAGCCUGCUCAGUCAUGGUCUCCCGGUCUGCACACCGCAUUUACCACGGCCACGAAUGCCUUUCAAGGACAUCGUCAAGGCUCACCGAGCCCAGACUUACAGACCGAUCAUCUGCCGGAAAAGGGACGUUCGCCAUAUCCCAAUCAGAGUCCCGACUCAGUGUUUAUGCCAGCCUUCGAAACCGAAAGCAUCUCACCCCGGCUCGCAUUUGGUGAACAUGCCGACCCAUUUAACUUCCAUGCAACCGCAGCCGAUUCUUCCGCGACAGAAAACAACAGUGCCAGAUCGUUUUCUUCUGGAUCUCCCCAGUUACUGGAUCUUCUCCUGCCAGGAACAGACCUGACCCAGCCUCCUGAUCCAUCAGAGUCACGACCACCAAUGUCCCCUUUACCAUAUCAACCGGAGCCAAAUCUGUCCACGGACGAAACAUAUGAUGAGGAAGUAAUUCGCUCAGAUGUCUUGCCAACCGCAGGUGCACCGUCUUCCAUGCCUGCUGCUUCAACCUGGCAGACCUUUCGCACAUCUUCGCCAACCCCCAGUGAGGCUUCGAGUACUUCUUCCAAGUCCAGCGACCUUACUAUUCUCGCACAGCCAACGCUUGAUGCUUCAUCUCCCGAGAUGCUAAUGCUUCGAUUUGAUAAGCAGACCUGCGGUAUCUUGUCUGUCAAAGAUGGUCCCACCGAAAACCCAUGGCGUACCUUGAUAUGGCCGUUGGCCCGUGAAUCUCCUGCUCUGUACCAUGCCAUCUCGUCCAUGACGGCAUUUCACGGCGCCCAUGAGGUUCCCAUGUUGCAUACUCCAGGUAUGGCUCAUAUGACAAAGGCAAUCAAGCGUCUCGCGUUCGACAUUCAAAACAUGAGGAUCGACUCGGCCCUUGCCACCACAUUGGCUCUGGCGUUCAGCGAAGGUUGGGAUAGUCAUGUCAGUACAGGUGUACAGCACCUACGUGGCGCAAAGCUCAUGGUCAACAAUGCCAUGGUCAAACACCGGCGAGACAUGCAAUUAGGCCAGAUGACCACACAAGACGCUAAUCGGCUGAAAUUCCUCUGCAAUACAUUUGUAUAUAUGGAUGUUAUUGCACGUUUGACCUCAUUGGAAGAAGCAUUGGAACUGAAUUUUGAAGAGAUUCUUUCUACCGUUAACGCGCCAUUCGGCGAUCAAGUGGAAGUCGAUCCUCUAAUGGGUUGUGCCACGACCUUGUUCCCGCUGCUCGGUCGCGUGGCCAACCUGAUUCAGCGCGUUCGCAAGACCGAGACGAAUUCAUUGACCCUGGUCUCUUCGGCGAUGGAGCUCAAGGAACAGCUACAACAAUGGCAAGUGCCUAGUGCCUUGAUAUUCGAACGCCCAGAAGACCCCAAUUCCGAGGUCCAGCAUUCCAUCCAAACCGCAGAAGCUUACCGUUAUGCAAUGCUGCUGUAUCUGCACCAAGCUGUCCCGGAGAUCCCAAGCGACCCUCCAUCAAUGCUGGCCAAGAAGGUACUCGUGACUCUCGCUUCGGUACCCUUGUCGUCACGCACAACCAUAGUCCAGAUCUUCCCACUCUUCGCGGCGAGUUGCGAAGUCACAGACGCCGAUGACCGAAACUGGGUCAUGCAACGCUGGGGAUCGAUGAUGGCCCGUCUGAAGAUCGGCAACGUCAGUGCCUGCUGGAGCGUCGUCCAAGAAGUCUGGAACCGCCGUGACGAGUACGAGGGUGAGAAGGCGAAUCGUCUGCUGCGGCGUUAUAACUCUCGCGGAGUGCCCGGCGGCAACUUCGUGCCUCCAAUCUUGACCAUGCCGCCUGGACUGAAGCGCAAGGCAUAUACCGUCGACGGUGCGAAUGAUGCCUCAGGCGUCUUUGGUCAAGGCCCAGGGGGGCAGGCACUAGAUCCCGCAGAAUCGAGCGCCUUUGAGACCGUGGAUCAACAACUCGAGCCUGGCGGACGACCUAUCAAACGCCGCGUGACGUUCGAUGCUAUGAAUGGAGGUAUGCCUCCGAAUAUGCCCGGCACUGGAGCGUUUUCAAUGCCUGGGUCGGGGUCGGGAAUGAACUUCUCACGCCGUCCGAUGGGUGACAUUACCUCGCCCGACCAACUUGAGCAUGAGUAUACGGUGCGAGGACAGCUGCAUUGGCUAGGUGUCAUGGCAGAUCGUCAAUGGGAAGUCUUUCUGGGAUGACGAGACUCCCAACCUUUGUAAAUGCAGUUGACUCCGACGUGCGUGUGAGAUAUGCUUCUUCUUUACUCCCUCGAUCCCGGGACUGAUGGAUCGAGUCUCCCGUUGCCGAUGCUGGUGAAGGUAAUGCCGACUGUCCUUUGGAAUUCCAAUAGUGGGAGAACGAGGCCGGUUUACUUGCUUCGUUCUCACACUCUUCGACACACCGUUGCUGUUAGGAAGCCUGUUCAGAUCCACGGUUCCGUGGGCCCUUCGCACAGCCGCCAGGUCCAUCCACUGAAACUCGGGGGAUUUCUCCCUCUCGCUGCCACUGCUGUCGGCAUUGCUGUUGCUGGAGAUGGACUCGGCGCGGCGGUCCCUCGUGGACUGACCUCGGCCAUUUUCAACACCAGCUAGGUAAUUACGCAUGCUGGCGGUGUACUCGUCCAACUCGGCGCUUCGAGACAUCUUGGACAUGGAUGCUGGUGGGGUCACCAUGCCCUUUGGAUUUGGGCCGUUGGCUAUACCCUGGGUCUUGAGCCGAUUGCUGAUGGCCGAUGGCUCGGUCGAAGAUGUUGAUGCCGUCAUGAUGUUAUGUUCUGAUUAUGUUUAUUAUCUGGUGUUUCUUUCUGGUUGGGUUGGUGAUUCGAGGGUGUUCCAGCUUGCGCGAGACAGAUCUCGUCCUUUUGCUGCUAUGGUUUGAUUUGAAGUAUCUGGGUUGAAGGUCGACAGCAGUGCGGAAAAGGGUAUGUCUUUGAUGAUGUGUGAAAUGAGGAAUGGCUUUUCUUUUGUUUUCUGUUUUUCACUUUCGUUGCCAAAGUUGAUGGAUUGAGUUUGUAACGGAUGAUACUAGCAAGGCGUUGAUAUAGUCGGGGGUUUUUACAUGAGCUUGCCGGCGUGGGUUCUGGUGUUGCUUAUGGAUGGGAAAUGAAGCCUUGGUCGCUUGAGGCCGGGAUGGUGCGACGGUUCGUUGCACAGGCAAUAUAUUCACGUACACAAAACCUCUUCCAAAGGGAGGGUGAAUAGUGUGGCGCGUAUGGUGGUUUCGGGACGUUAAACGUAGGUGUGUGUGUGUUGUCCUGGUGGGGGGAAAGGUAGAGACAAUUUAGACAAAGAUUGCUGCUUUAGGUUCCU
Messenger RNA from Exophiala oligosperma, 4014 nucleotides. RefSeq lists its product as uncharacterized. NCBI's taxonomy places the organism in Eukaryota, Fungi, Ascomycota, Eurotiomycetes, Chaetothyriales, Herpotrichiellaceae. Gene Ontology annotation, biological process: positive regulation of transcription by RNA polymerase II. The record is from RefSeq and is a predicted model, not a curated record. The transcript has 3 exons. Gene Ontology annotation, molecular function: zinc ion binding; DNA-binding transcription factor activity, RNA polymerase II-specific; transcription cis-regulatory region binding. Gene Ontology annotation, cellular component: nucleus. Bases 283 to 2904 code for a protein of 873 amino acids.